This is a messenger RNA of Hibiscus syriacus, 1215 nucleotides long. RefSeq lists its product as uncharacterized. The record is from RefSeq and is a predicted model, not a curated record. The transcript has a single exon. NCBI's taxonomy places the organism in Eukaryota, Viridiplantae, Streptophyta, Magnoliopsida, Malvales, Malvaceae. Gene Ontology annotation, biological process: protein phosphorylation. Gene Ontology annotation, molecular function: protein kinase activity; ATP binding. Bases 327 to 887 code for a protein of 186 amino acids.
CAUCUGCUUCCUCCUCAUCUCGUGACACCUAUUAAAUAUAUGGUAUUUCCACUGGUUCAGGGGGACACGAAGGAAAAACUGGAAGAUGGUCUCGCUCACCUCAAAUCAUCCACCAUUAAUGGAGACUUCAGUUUUCAUCUCUCAAAAGCGCCAAACCCAUCCUUGUCUCCAUUCCAUCCAACGACUGAAAGUAAAACAUUAGCCACCGCGUUCAAUCUAGUCCGUCCAAAACUCAUCAUCACCUUCAUUUGUUCAACACCCUCGUUUUCUUGUUGCAAAAUUUAUUUCAACCGUUUCCCACUCUUUCUUUCUCUUCGUUCUUUACAAUGCCGGUGCCGCCAUGGCUGGAGCCAUUGCUGAGCACGACGUUCUUCAUAGUUUGCAGAAUACACGGCGAUGCUGCAGCUAGAGGGGAAUGUAAUAUGUAUUGUUUAGACUAUAGAGACGAUUCGUUUUGCUUUUAUUGCCACUCUUGUAAACACAAAAAUCAUCAAGUGAUUAAGAUAAGGAGAUCUUCGUAUCAUGUUGUAGUGAGGGUGACAGAGAUUCACAAAAAGUUUGACAUAACUGGUGCGCAAACUUAUGUGAUAAACAGUGCCAGCGUCUUGUUUCUGAACCAGAGACCUCAACCAAAAUCUGGGAAAUUGGGAGUUUCUCAUUUAUAUGAAAUCUGUGGAAGUACACUCUUGGACCCUUUUCGUUUCUGUUCACUGGGUUGUAAGGAGGUUUCUCUAAUGAAAAGACUCCGGCACCCAAAUGUUUUGCUAUUCAUGGGAGAUGUCACUUCUCCUCAACGUCUCCGCAUUGUCACUGAAUUCCUUUCACGUGGGAGUUUGUUUCGCUUGCUACAGAAGAAUGCUGCAAAAUUAGAAUGGAAACAGCGUUGAUGAUUUAGCAGCCAGUUUUCAAGCACUAAGACAGCGGCUUAACAAUUCAAAUUCUGUUCAUACCAGAGAUGUGGAUGAACUCACUAGCUCCAAGCUUUCUUUGGAUUUGGACAAGGUUGAUGAAUUAGCACAUGAAGUAAAGGAUAGCUCAACCUCAGGCGUGCAAUCUCCGGACCCCCUUGUACCUGUAACGGCCUGCCACACAAAUGAUGUUGAAGCCGCUAUAAGCGAAGGCAAAUAUCAAUUGAUGAAGGCACAGCAGUGGAUGGAAUUUCAGGUGUUAAUCUGAAACCAGUUUCGCAAAACCAAGGAGCCAACCAUGACGCCA